This is a messenger RNA of Stegostoma tigrinum, 4884 nucleotides long. RefSeq lists its product as uncharacterized. The record is from RefSeq and is a predicted model, not a curated record. NCBI's taxonomy places the organism in Eukaryota, Metazoa, Chordata, Chondrichthyes, Orectolobiformes, Stegostomatidae. The coding region runs from base 2397 to 2801 and encodes 134 amino acids. The transcript has 6 exons.
GCGCUGCUUGCGCUCGUGGAUCCCCGUUUACAUUUGUGCAGAAACAUUUGCUCCUGCUGCCUGUGCUCUGUUCAGCAUAGUCUGUUUCAGUUUUUACCAAGCAGCAAGUGAUGUUGCUGUAUAUAUUCGCACUACCGUGAUCGAAACUUGCAUCGAUCGAGGGACCUCCCUCCAUCCUGCACAGAGAGGGUGAAAAGGCCGGAGCUGUUACGAGUCCGAGUCCUGCUUUUAUUGUUGAGGUUGAACGAUGUUUUGACAAAGUCACUAAUGUGAAGAAGCAAAUAAUACCCCAUACACUUCGGCCAUGGUGUAGAUGAGGAAAAAACAUAGCCUUUGAUAUUAUUACCUUUGUAUUCGCCUGUUUUGAACUGACCCCUUUCUACUCUUUUGUCUAGAGGCUAUGAUUUGGUAGUUGCAAUUGAAAGACAACGAAGCAUUUUUUAAAAAAAAUGAUUUUCCAAUCUAAUUGCAACCUCGAAUUGAACUGGGACAGUUUCGACAGGCGAAGUUUCGAAAUUGGAAAUGUAGAUCCAUUCGAGGAGCAGAACGGAGCCGAGGCACCGAAUGGCCUACUCCUGCAUUCUUAAUAAUUGUUUAAAAUGCUCAAAUCUUACACUGCAUUUCAUCGUAAACCAAAUGAUAGCAAAGGCUGAAGAAUGCAUGCAGCACAGCAUAGAAGAAGCUGAGGAGUCCCAGUUGUUUCCGUACCAACAUCCAACGAGCCAGCCACUGAGGAAAACGUCGAUAUUUGGUACCAAAAUAGAGCUGAAAAAUGGCUGCCAAAAUUCCUGGUAAAUACACUGAAGCCAAAAGUAUAAUGGCAACUACUGGAAGCAUUUUGUUCAUGACCAAAAUGGGAAUUUUGUAGGAUACAUUUUUGCUUUCAGUUAAAUAGGGGUGAAUGAUAUCUCUCAGUAAAGUAUAUAUAAAAACAACAAUGGACAAUCCCCCAGCUAGCUUUACAGGAAAUCGCCAAAGUGGGAAAAACUCCAGUUGGCUAUCAAAUUGUGAAGGAUAUUCAAAGUCAUCAAAAGGGGGAUGUUUCGGCCAUGUUGAGUUUCUUGUUGAUCUCCUGGAAUUCUGCAACAUAAAUUGGAUUUUGUCAGUGGACAAAAGAAGUAUGUGGCUUUCAAAUGAGCAUAAUUUUCCUUCAUUUCAAUUCCUAAAUAUAGAUCUUGAAUAACUGGGGUAGUUGUAUAAACACUUGUACAGCUUUAACGUAACUACCCCCUGCUAUAAGUAGAAGUACUCAUUCCAAAAUCACAGGCUUUCAUCCAACUGAUGCGACCUACAAUUGGGAGCCAGGACAGGCGUGGAGCUGCGGAACAAAACAAUCAAUUAGACUAUUGAAUUGCUGCUCACAUACAGAAUCACAGGAUUUUUACAGCGAGAAAUGAGGCCAUCUAGCUGAUCAUAUAUGGGCUGGCUCCCCAGAGGGGCAUUUCAGAUAGUGCCAUUCUCCUGUCCUCUCCAUUUAACUUUGCACAUUCCUCCCUUUUUGAAGAACUAUUCAAUUCCCUUUUGAAUACUGUUUGAGAGACACUUGAAGCACAUUUCAGCUGCUACGACAUUCCUAAACUUUGUGAUGAGUGACAAUGGCCCUCAGUUCACAAGUGAAGAAUUUACCUGUUUCAUAAAUAAUUGGGAAAUUCAAUACCUGAUACCACCUCCACACUAUCCCCAGUCAAAGGGGAAGGCUGAGUUGGCAGUGAAAAUUACCAAAAGAAUCAAGGAAAUCCAGCAAGUGGCCCUUCUCAAGUGGAGAAAAACAAUUACUGAAGGCAUUGAAAUAAGUCGAGUAAAAAGGACCAAUAGUAUGCAGUACCCAAACAAUUCUUCCAAAAGCAAUAAGUUAUUGAAACUAGAAGUAGGAACAGGUAUGAACAGCAAAAUCAAGUUGAUAUGGCAGAAAGUCAAAUUUAAUUUAGACAAGACUGCUAAACCAUUGCAAGAGUUGAGCAUUGGAGAAUCAGUGAGAAUUGAAAGCUUCAUCACUCUCAACAAAAGUUAGCCUAAGUGGCAACUUUGGACCUAUGUAAGCAGUUAUUGCCUUAACUGUACAUGAUAGAUCUGAAAAUCUAGGUAACCUAUUACAACUGCAGGCACAUGCUCAGAACUGGAAGAGCUGUUCCUCAACUGCCAGGCAGCCGAUCAGGAACACGUGAACUCAUCAUUGUUCAGACCACAGAUCAAAUAUCAGUCUUAGAGAUCCACAGCAACCCAACAGCAGAAAUGGAACACCAACAGGUAUCGUGCCAACACCAAGUGACGUAGGAAUGACACUCGCCGGGGAAGCACAUCACUUGAAUGAACAGCCAGCAAUAAUGUGUACAUGCACCAUUAAGAGACCUGCUCAAUUUAAAGAAUGUGGGUGGCAUUUUACCAAGCCCUGAGUGAUGAGGACAUUUGGCAUUCCUUGUAAUAGUGUGUAUCUGGAGUUAGUGACACAAAUUAAAGCGUGGAAGACUGCUGAUAACUGUGCUAACGGGGGAGAGAAGUGUUUGUACACCCUGAAGUCUGCAAAUGAACAUUAUAUAGUUGCUGAGCACACCACUCCAGUGCGCAAAUAUGUUGAUAACCUAACAUUCAAACUGGUUUCCUCUUUUGACAAGAGAUCCUGCUCUGUCUUUGGAUUCUCUGUUUCUGAGCUGUGGUAUGCAGUCUUUGACUUUGGUACGAACUAUUGCAAUUUGCACAACCUUAUUGAAGGUAGUGGCUUAGACAAAGUUUCUGGCUACAGUGAAUCAACAAGCGAUUCAAAGUGCACUCAAUAUUCAUCAGCUAAUUGUACAAUUUACUAAACACUGUGUGAUUCAGUAAUAACUAAGAAUAAUCAGGAAUCUCCAUAAUGCUAAGCCACUCAGGGAUACUAAUUUUAUGCACUUGUUUAAAAUAAUUGACUUUAGUGCUUAUUAUAAAUCUUUUCCCAGUAAUAAACAAAGAAAUUCUGAGGGAUUGCAUAAAUAAGCAAAUUGUUGACACCAUAUUUAACAAUGCCAGGGACCACAUAUGAUACAAUUUAAAUACUAGGUCCUUUUCCAGCUUAAAUUUGAGCUUCUUCUCAUUGAGUAGAAACAUAGGUAACCUGGACCGCAGUAACAAGCUACUCGGUCCAACUGGUCAAUCUAGAUGCGUGUACUCAAACAAGUGAAAGGAACAAUAGAGAAUUUUUUUAACAAGCCACUUGGGUAUUUAAAGUGGAAUGUGGUCUUUCAACCACAUCCUCACACUAAUUCUUGUUUGAAAUAUUCAAAAAAUGAUAUUUUUUCCCUAAUUUUGACAUCUAACGUCAGUUUACUUUUAUUCCUUUUUUUGGUCCAUAGCCUGCUUGACCAUCUGGUUUGAACACAUACCAUCACACCAACCUCUGCAGCCAGCACAUCAUUUUCCGACCCCACCACCAAAGAGAUAUUUCCCUCCCUACCCUUAUCCCACUUUCGUUGGGAUCACUCAAUCCACGACACCCUCAUCUGCUCAAUACUUUGCUCCACACCUGGCACCUUUCCCUGCAACCGUGGGAGGUGUGACACCUGCCCCUACAACUCCCCACUUCAUCUCCGUCCAAGGCCCCAGACAAACUUUCCAAAUCCAACAGGGAUUCACCUGUAUUCCCACCAAGCUGGUCUGCUGUAUCCUUUGCUCCCGAUGUACAGGAGACCACAUCGGAGAGACCAAGUGCAAACUCGGGGACUGAUUUUUGCUGAGCAUCUGCACUCUGUACGCUAUAGUCAACGACACCUGCUGGUCGGCAACUAUUUUAACUCCCCCUCUCUCUCCCUGGGUGACAUGUCCAUCCUGGGCCACUGCCAGUGUCAUAACGACGCCACCCGCAAAUUGGAGGAACAACACCUCAUAUUCUGCCUCAGGAGCCCACAGCCCGAUGGCCUAAACGUAGGAUUCACCAGUAACAUCUCCCCACACCCUGCCCAAUCCCAUGUCCAACCCUCCCAUUCAUCCCCACCUCCUUGACCUGACACAGCCUCUCCAUUUUCUCCCCCAUCUAUCCGCCCCACCCUUCCCACUGACCAAUCCCUACUACCCCCUACCUGCACUCUCCUAUCACCGUCCUACCUACCUGGUCCCAGUCCCACCCUCUAUUUAUUUCUGACCUCCCUUCCACAUCCCCAGCCUUGAUGAAAGGUGUAAACCCAAAACAUUGACUUUCCUACUCGUCUCAUGCUCCUUGGCCUGCUGUGUUCCUCCAGCUCCACCCUGUUAUCUCAGACUCUAGCAUCUGUAGUUCUUGCUGCCUUUUCUGUUUGAACAAAUGCUAGAACGUAUUGCCACAAUUCAAAUGGUUCAGUAACCUUUUUAUGAAACCUGUUAGGUUGACAGUAUUAUAUUUUAAUUUGCUAAUUUCACAUAAUUGGACCUUUUUGAUGUUUAAAUUACAUGUUUUCUUUAGAACUAAUUUUUUGAAGUGUUUUUUUUUGGGAAGUGCAACUCGUUAACCUGGGUUUUAUUAUCUCUGUAGGCAGUGAGCAUAACUCUUGCCAGUGAAGCACAUCAAGUGUUUUUCACAUGCUUGACAUUUAUAAUCUUUAGUACAAUUUUCGAGACUACCUGUGGAAAUAAAAGAUCCCGAGACUGUUUGUAACAUUGUAUAUGCAGUCAUAAGCAUGGUUAGGUAGUAAAUGGAAAUUGUAAGUCUGCUACAUAACACAGUCUUAAGUGUAAACUAACUAAAAUAUUGUGAUGCUUUUAUCCAGUAAAAUAUCUGGAGGACUAAUGAUUGAUUCUAACUUUUUGUCCAAAGGUUUAAUGGAGACAGCAGUACAUGGUAAUGGCGCUGUAAUGUUAAUCCAGUGGCCUGGUAAUGCUUUGGUAAAAUGGGUUCAAAUUGUAUUCAGAUUUAAAUUUGAUUAAUCAAUAAAUAUUAAAGAA